This is a messenger RNA of Populus euphratica (Euphrates poplar), 3352 nucleotides long. RefSeq names its product Myb/SANT-like DNA-binding domain protein. The record is from RefSeq and is a predicted model, not a curated record. The coding region runs from base 1534 to 3087 and encodes 517 amino acids. The transcript has 5 exons. NCBI's taxonomy places the organism in Eukaryota, Viridiplantae, Streptophyta, Magnoliopsida, Malpighiales, Salicaceae.
CUAUCUAGGUUAUCAUUGCAUUCCAACGGGAACGCUAUUUCAAUUCCCCCCUUAUCCAUGAAAAGCCCUAUCCCUGAUUUAACUUGCAGAAACCCCUGACCGAGAUCCGUCCCUACACCACAUCUCCCCGCCCCAGUUUGAUAAUAGUAUGCAAAUGGAGUGUGAUUAUGGCGGAGCAAGUGCAAUUCUUGAAUCAGUUCAUGGUGUAAGUGUCAUUAUGGUUGAGCAAGUGCAACUCUCAUGGUGUAAGUGUCAUUAUGGUGAAGCAAGUGCAACUCUUGAAUCAGUUCAUGGUGUAAGUGUCAUUAUGGUGGAGCAAGUGCAACUCUUGAAUGAGUUCAUGGUGUAUGGCAUUGGAAGUUUGCAGACCUGUUUUAAGGACCAUUUGACAGGGAAGAGGCCACAUCUUCAAAAUGUCUUCCUCCUCCCCUCAUUACAAGAGCUAUGUUAUGGCCCUCCUUGCUUGCUUGCACUAUUGAUCGGGAUUAUUUUGGUAGCGUGUUCAAAGCUUUAAGCUAGAGUUUCCAAUUCCAGCAUUUGGGUCUUAGGACGAUGCCCAUGAAACAUUCUGUGUAGUUUUUGUUGGCGCUCCUGCUGUCCUCGAAGUUUGGCCUGAAGUUUAUAGACUUUUUACAUUUUAUUAUCUAACUGUCCUCCUGUUUAAAUCCUGGUGGGGAAUUUUGGGCCUGAAAUAAAUCUUUGUAAAAGCAAAGGUGAAAGUUUGUUAAGGACAACACAUUCUAAGGACCUAAACUGACAGUAGAUACACGAUGGCAAGCUACAUAAUGAAGAUGACAAGUAAGCAAAGAGGCCUUCAACUUGCUUUCUUUGCUAACACAUUUACCCCAUUUCAAGUUCCCAACCUAUGAUCCUUGGGAACAAGGAUCAAAUGAAGCAAGGGGGCAUUAUAACCUAUUUAACUAUAGGAAUUAAUAUACCAGUCCUAGUGAUGGGGUGGAAACAUCUGGCGUAGAGCGUGUUCAAAGUUUCUAUUCUCAAACUUUGGAAUCAAGUCUUUAGUGCAUUUAUAUACGGUUUCUUAAUAUAAAGAAUCAGUGAAUGAAAAUUACAAAGUUUUGUUUUCCGUAUAUCCUCUCUGUUCUUUCACCCCUUUUCUGUUUUUCUCCCUUUUUCUUAAAACUUCUCUAUAACAAUUACACAGCCCUAGGAUUUGUUACAUAAAAAUGCAACAUUUACUAUUAUAUGAAAUUUUUUUCCUGUCCCCCUCCCCCUCUACUUUAAGAAAAAUUGGUAUCAUUAAGUGAACAGAAACAGUAUUGUGCCAUAACCAUCUUCAUGUUCGUGCAUUAUAAUCAAUAGCACGUGUUCAUCAAUUUGAGGGCAUGGAUUAUCAUUUCAAUAACCUAAGAAUCAAGCAUUGAGGAUGUUUAGGUUGACAUGGAAAACAGAAUGGCUUUAUUGUGUUAUGCUUGGUAGUAUAUUUUGAGGAAUGGGACUGGAAAUAAGAGAUUGUCUCUGCAUUAACUAUUAAUUAAAAACUUUUUAAUAAGCAGGACAGUUUGGAAUGCUGAAAUGGGCAUCCAAGCCAGAAAUGGUAAUGAUCGUCUCCGAACAAUUUGGACACCUGAAAUGGAUCGCUAUUUUAUUGACCUUCUACUAGAGCAGGCUAGCAAUGGAAACAAGUUCGAUGAUCAUCUAUUUAGCAAAAAAGCAUGGAAGCAUAUGACCUACUUGUUCAAUGCAAAAUUCAAAUUCCAAUGUGAAAAGGAUGUUUUGAAAAAUCGGCACAAAACACUGAGGAAUUUGUAUAAGGCUGUCAAGAAGCUCCUUGAAUAUAAGGGCUUCAGCUGGGAUGAGAAUCGACAAAUGGUGACGGCUGAUAAUAAUGAUUGGGAUGAAUAUAUUAAGAUACAUCCAGAUGCACGUGCAUUCAGAAUAAAAACUAUACCAUAUUAUAGUGAUUUGUGCUUAAUAUAUGGAGAUCCAACCGUUGAGAAAAAAGGUGACAAUGUGCCAGAGUCACUGCCUUUGCUACUAACUUCUGAGAAUGAAGAAGUCACAACCACCCAGCCAAAUAUUGGUAGUGAGGGAGUUGCUGAAAUUCUUCAAGAAAUCACAAUUGAUGAAGAUUACAGAAUAUGUGUUUCAGAAGUAGUGGAUGAUUCUAUGACAAAAGGGGUAGGGGAUGAUGUGCAAGAGGCUGCACCAAAUAUCACAGGAAGCAUGGCAAGCAACCGCACUCGAACAUAUUGGCAACCACCAAUGGACCGCUAUUUCAUUGACCUUAUGCUUGAACAAUGGCAGAAAGGAAAUCAGAUUGAUGGUGUAUUCCGGAAACAAGCAUGGAUGGACAUGAUUGCAUCUUUCAAUGUUAGGUUUGGCUUUAACUAUGACGUGGAUGUUUUGAAAAAUCGCUUCAAAACUCUGAGAAGGCAGCAUAAUGUUAUAAAGAAUCUCCUUGAAUUAGAUGGGUUUGCUUGGGAUGACACUCGUCAAAUGGUAACUGCUGAUGAUUAUGUUUGGCAAGACUAUAUCAAGACGCAUACAGAUGCACGGCAGUUCAUGACCCGGCCUAUCCCAUAUUAUAAAGAUUUGUGUACGAUAUGCUGUGAUCAAGACAGUGAUGAGAGAGACUACUUCUCUGCUCAAUAUGCAGAGCUGCAAAAUGAUUUCAAGAUUGCCAAGUCUUGUGGAAUGCCACAGGGCUCUCAGUCGCCAGCUGCAUCAAAUUCCAGUGGAGAUGAAGUUGGUGGUAUAUCAGACACUGCUCACACAGCUUCAAAAUCCAGUGCACCUACACAGAAGAACAAACGUCGAUUAGAAAACCAAUCAAAUUCUGCUCCCCUCAAAAAGCUCCGCGGUGAUGAAGAUGGCAUGGCUAGUGCCCUUCGUGAGAUGGCAACUGCAGUCUCAUCUUUAUCAGAUAAAAGGAAGGAUGAAAACUCAAACUCCAACUCUAUAGAGAAAGUAAUUGAAGCUAUCCAAGCAUUGCCUGAAAUGGACGAAGACCUUGUAUUAGAUGCCUGUGAUUUAUUAGAGGAUGAAUUGAAAGCGAAGACCUUUAUGGCACUGGAUGUUAAAUUGCGAAAGAAAUGGUUAUUGAGGAAGCUUCGCCCAGAGUCAUAGGUGAUCUUUGAAGUUUACACUUCAUUCUUUAGCUGGCCAUAUUUGGAUCUAGUUUUUUUUUGCUAGGCUGCGUAGGUUUACAUGCUCGCCACGGCUAAUGUAAAUUUAGUGGAUUUUUGAGGACUUUACCCCUUGAAAAUAGAACAGUUCGGAAUGUAAUGACGUAAAUUCAGAGAACUAAAAAAUAUAUCCAUUUGAUUCUGUGAUAGAUUGGGAUAUGAAUGACAGCAUCACAUGAAGCGAACUUUUCUAUUCUUAAACACAA